GUGGAGAAGUUGUUAGAAAGAGACCCAACCAAAGAUAUUCUGGAGUUUUGCCGCAAAGAGAAUGAAAAGGCUAGAGAGCACGAGAUGCAACUUAUGCAGAUGAGCAUAAGUUGGUUGCCUGGAAUCUUGCAUUUGUGUCAGCACAAAUGCAAGAUUCUGAGCAUUUCCUGCCUCAAGGAAACUCUCAGCAGUAUGGGUAUAGUUACCCAUCACAACAUUCCUAUCAAUAUAUAGAAAGCGGGAAUAUG
This is a messenger RNA of Pocillopora meandrina, 248 nucleotides long. NCBI's taxonomy places the organism in Eukaryota, Metazoa, Cnidaria, Anthozoa, Scleractinia, Pocilloporidae. The record is from the annotation of a GenBank genome assembly.